Molecule: messenger RNA, 2413 nt
Organism: Coregonus sp. 'balchen'
Lineage: Eukaryota; Metazoa; Chordata; Actinopteri; Salmoniformes; Salmonidae
Source: the annotation of a GenBank genome assembly
AUGCACAACAUCUCCCUCUUAUGCAAGCUCAUCCAUGAGUUCAUUGGCACAGAGUUGGAGAGGACAGCCAAGAGGCAGAGUCAAGACACAGCAUCCAUCCAGCCCAGAUCUGCUGCCCAGAGCAGAGCCACACCACAUCUGAGAGAGCAGCCAGGUCUCUGCACAGCAGGCCAUGUGGUCAGACCUCUCUCUCUCUCUCUCAGAGCUGUCAGUCUGUUACACCAACAACACAGCCUGGACUGGCCUGGAGCUGGCUACCACUGCAGCAGGAGACUGGCCUAUAGCUGGCUACCACUGCAGCACGAGACUGGCCUAUAGCUGGCUACCACUGCAGCACGAGACUGGCCUGUAGCUGGCUACCACUGCAGCACGAGACUGGCCUGUAGCUGGCUACCACUGCAGCACGAGACUGGCCUGUAGCUGGCUACCACUGCAGCACGAGACUGGCCUGUAGCUGGCUACCACUGCAGCACGAGACUGGCCUGUAGCUGGCUACCACUGCAGCACGAGACUGGCCUGUAGCUGGCUACCACUGCAGCACGAGACUGGCCUGUAGCUGGCUACCACUGCAGCACGAGACUGGCCUGUAGCUGGCUACCACUGCAGCACGAGACUGGCCUGUAGCUGGCUACCACUGCAGCACGAGACUGGCCUGUAGCUGGCUACCACUGCAGCACGAGACUGGCCUGUAGCUGGCUACCACUGCAGCACGAGACUGGCCUGUAGCUGGCUACCACUGCAGCACGAGACUGGCCUGUAGCUGGCUACCACUGCAGCACGAGACUGGCCUGUAGCUGGCUACCACUGCAGCACGAGACGGCCUGUAGCUGGCUACCACUGCAGCACGAGACUGGCCUGUAGCGGGCUACCACUGCAGCACGAGACUGGCCUGUAGCUGGCUACCACUGCAGCACGAGACUGGCCUGUUGCUGGCUACCACUGCAGCACGAGACUGGCCUGUAGCUGGCUACCACUGCAGCAGGAGACUGGAAGAGGAGAAAACACAGAAUGAAGAGGUUCUGCUUUGUAUCUAUUCAAGCUAAAACACAGGGUCAGAGGUCAAGCUAACACACAGGGUCAGAGGUCAAGCUAAAACACAGGGUCAGAGGUCAAGCUAAAACACAGGGUCAGAGGUCUCCCAUGUUAUCAUUCAGUAACAGAGCAUGGGGGCGUCGGACAGACAGACAAGCUCAAUCCAACGGUUCAGAGAGGAAUCUGGGAGAGGGGAGUACAGGGAGCCAAUGGAUUUGUAUGUCUACUUCCCCUCAUUGACCUUGUGGAUUGGGUGUUACGCAAGAGCCUGACUGGUGGUUAAGUCUGAAAUGCACCCUGGGUAAACUAACCACACACCAUGGGAAGGUCUCAGACAAACAGCAAAGACAAAAAGUAUUUCGUUUAACUUUGUCAUCGCAAACUAGGCUAUAUAGCUGGGGUUGACAGUAAGGUGGCAGGGCGGAGAAAAUCAGAGCAGAGAGUCAGUCUUGUUUGAGCUGAUUCAUGAGCAGGAAGACAAGGGUAGGUGUCAAAGAGGACUGUUUAAAGAUUGUCUGUUGGUCUACAGCCCUCUCCCCCCCUGGUCUACAGCCCUCUCCCCCCCUGGUCUACAGCCCUCUCCCCCCCUGGUCUACAGCCCUCUCCCCCCCUGGUCUACAGCCCUCUCCCCCCCUGGUCUACAGCCCUCUCCCCCCCUGGUCUACAGCCCUCUCCCCCCCCUGGUCUACAGCCCUCUCCCCCCCUGGUCUACAGCCCUCUCCCCCCCUGGUCUACAGCCCUCUCCCCCCUGGUCUACAGCCCUCUCCCCCCCUGGUCUACAGCCCUCUCCCCCCCUGGUCUACAGCCCUCUCCCCCCCUGGUCUACAGCCCUCUCCCCCCUGGUCUACAGCCCUCUCCCCCCCUGGUCUACAGCCCUCUCCCCCCCUGGUCUACAGCCCUCUCCCCCCCUGGUCUACAGCCCUCUCCCCCCCUGGUCUACAGCCCUCUCCCCCCCUGGUCUACAGCCCUCUCCCCCCCUGGUCUACAGCCCUCUCCCCCCCUGGUCUACAGCCCUCUCCCCCCUGGUCUACAGCCCUCUCCCCCCCCUGGUCUACAGCCCUCUCCCCCCCUGGUCUACAGCCCUCUCCCCCCCCUGGUCUACAGCCCUCAUCCCCCCCUGGUCUACAGCCUCUCACCCCCCCUGGUCUACAGCCCUCUCCCCCCCCUGGUCUACAGCCCUCUCCCCCCCUGGUCAUACAGCCCUCUCCCCCCCCCUGGUCUACAGCCCUUCUACCCCCCUGGUCUCCAGCCCUCUCCCCCCCUGGUCUAUACAAAGCCCUCUCCCCCCCACUGGUCUACAUCCGCUCUUCCCCCCCGGUCAUACAGCCCUCUGCCCCCCCUCUCCCCGCCGGUCUACAACUCUGCUGAUCCUCUCUGUUAA